AUGCAAACCCAAGCCUACGUACUCUCCGAGGUCAACGCCGCCUUCGCCCUCCAAGACGUCACGCUGCUCGAGCCAGAAGCCGAGGAGGUACUCAUCGAGGUGGUUGCCUGCGGUAUCUGCCACACCGACUUGUCCGUCCAGAACGGCGCCUUCCCCUCGCCGUUCCCCAACACGGUCGGUCACGAGACGUCGGGAAUCGUCGUCAAAACUGGCUCCGGCGUGACGAGGGUCAAGGCGGGCGACAAGCGAGGCCAUCCUGCGGCCUGCGAGGGGUUCGCGCCCAUCAACUUUGGUCGUCAGCGCAGCGCCGCCCUCGGCAGCAAGGCCGGCAUUCGCGGGUCAGGCGGCGAGGAGAUCUACGGUGCCUUCUUCGGGCAGAGCGGCUUCGCAAAGCACGCCGUCGUCGUCGAGAACUCGGUCGUCAAGGUGGCAGACGACGCCGACCUCAAGACGCUCGCGCCCAUCGGCUGUGGCUUCCAGACGGGCGCCGGCGCCCUUCUCAACAAGCUCAAGCCCGCCAAGACGUCGAGCAUCGCCAUCUCGGGCCUCGGCGCCGUCGGCGCAGGCGCCCUCUUUGCGGCCAACUACCUCGGCAUCGAGACCAUCGUCCUCCUCGACGUCGUCGACGGCAAGCUCGAAAUGGGCAAGGAGUUCGGCGCGACGAUCACGUUCAACGCUCGCGACGCCGACGUCGUCGAGCAGGUGCGCAAGGCGACCGACGGCGGCGUCGACUACUUUGUCGAGUGCAGCGGCAACGUGCGCGCGCUCGAGGCCGGGUGGGCCAUGACGGCCAACCUCGGCACCCUCCUGUCGUGCGGCACGCCCGGUCCCGGCGUCCACCCGCCGUUCGGCAUCUUCGAGAACCUCGUCGCCUGCAAGACGUACAUCGGCCUGUGCGAGGGCGACUCGAACCCGCCAGAGUUUGUCCCGUUCUUGAGCCGGCUGUACGCCGAGGGCCACUUCCCGGUGGACCGGGUCUCUCGACAGUUCCCGUUCGACAAGCUCGACGACGCCAUCCACGCCAUGCACACCGGCGAGGUCAUCAAGCCCAUCCUCGUCUUCAAGACCGACUGA
Messenger RNA from Rhodotorula graminis WP1, 1074 nucleotides. RefSeq lists its product as uncharacterized. Gene Ontology annotation, molecular function: zinc ion binding; oxidoreductase activity. The record is from RefSeq and is a predicted model, not a curated record. The transcript has 6 exons. Lineage: Eukaryota; Fungi; Basidiomycota; Microbotryomycetes; Sporidiobolales; Sporidiobolaceae. The coding region runs from base 1 to 1074 and encodes 357 amino acids.